GACUGCCCAAUCUUUAUGAGCUAAUUUAAAAUUCUCACAGAAAAAUUCAAAUUAAUUAAGUUAAAUACAUUAAAGCCAAUAUGAAUAAUCUACUGAAUAUGUGUGAGUUGUAUCCAAGUCGGCGACCUACUGAGUAUUAUCGCACGCCACAGCAAAGACCAUCGACUCAAAGCCGAAAAGCCGAACAUCCGACUGACAAGUUGAACAAAUUUGUUUUGACACAUUUCGAUAAUCCCCGAAAUGACAACCGUAUUCAGCCCGCUCUAACACCGAGAAUGCGCGAGCUACGCAACAGUUAUUUUUCUUAGGAAGUUUUCAAUUAAAAUACCUUCGUUGGAUAUUAUUAUGUAGACUAAAUAUUUAAUAUAUAUCUAUCGGCUGAAUAAAAAAAUUAAUAUGUCAUUUUCGUAUUUUCCAAGA
This is a messenger RNA of Drosophila innubila, 420 nucleotides long. RefSeq lists its product as uncharacterized. NCBI's taxonomy places the organism in Eukaryota, Metazoa, Arthropoda, Insecta, Diptera, Drosophilidae. The record is from RefSeq and is a predicted model, not a curated record. The transcript has 2 exons. The coding region runs from base 81 to 308 and encodes 75 amino acids.